Epinephelus fuscoguttatus (brown-marbled grouper) is the source of this 2143-nucleotide messenger RNA. RefSeq names its product D-dopachrome tautomerase (gene ddt). Gene Ontology annotation, molecular function: phenylpyruvate tautomerase activity. NCBI's taxonomy places the organism in Eukaryota, Metazoa, Chordata, Actinopteri, Perciformes, Serranidae. The transcript has 3 exons. The record is from RefSeq and is a predicted model, not a curated record. Bases 70 to 426 code for a protein of 118 amino acids.
UUGUAAUUGGUCUUUCGGCCUCACUUCCACACAGAGUUAUCAGCGGACUUCAUUCCAGCAGUCAGAAAGAUGCCUUUCAUUAAUGUGCAGAGUAACUUACCGGCCAGCUCCUUCUCGGAGGACUUUCUGAAGAAGCUGUGCUCCUGUGCCGCCGCUGCUCUGGGAAAACCAGAGGACAGGAUGAAUAUGGUGGUGACUCCUGGGCUACCGAUGCUGAUCUCUGGCUCUUGCUCUCCAUGCUUGAUGCUGUCGGUAUCUGCUAUUGGUGUGACUGACACCGCUGACAAGAACAAGGAGCACAGUGCCAAGAUCUUUGCAUUUCUGACCAAAGAACUGGGUCUGACUGAAGACCGGAUCAUGAUUCAGUUCCAUGCACUGCAGCCUCACCAGGUCGGGAAGAAGGGAACCGUCAUGAGCUUCUUGUGAAAGGCGACACGCUUGAUGCAUCUCACAAUCUCAUUCCUGACAGAGUAGAUCAAUAUGAACCACACAAUGAAGUAAAGAUAGUCAUUUUUUGGCCAAGUACUGUAUUUUUAUGUCAUAUCCAGAUACACUUAAGGCACAUUUUACACAUCCGCACUUAUUCCCAAAGCUGUAUAUGUACAUGAUGUAAUAACUUGUAUUUUUUAAUAAUAACAAGACUGUUUGUUGUUGUCGUUCCUAAAAUUAGUACCAUACUAUUGAAGAAAACAACAUUUGGACUCCCUCUUAAUUCAUUCCAGCAAUUCAACUAACUACAAAUAAGUAUUAUGAACUAAAUCCGUGGUUCCUAACCAUCUUCCUUAAGGGACUCCUUUUCUAUCAUUGAUAGAUAUUUAUAUAUUUAACGCAUAACAAUAACAGUACAGUUAUCCGUACUAGUGAAGGCAAUAACUGCACAAAGUUUGUGUUAAACAAACAAUUUGGAUCAAUUUUGAUUAUUUCCUGUGAAUAUUAUAUCAGAGAUGAGUUUUCCAGAUAUUUUUUAGGAGCUUUUUAUGAUUCUCUGUCUCUAUUAUGUUUUUUUUUUUAACAAUCAUACAUACUUAUUAGGCUUCUUUUUUGACAAAUCAAUCAAUCAAUCAAUCAAUCAAUCAAUCAAUCAAUUUUAUUUAUAAAGCCCAAUAUCACAAAUCACAAUUUGCCUCACAGGGCUUUACAGCAUACGACAUCCCUCUGUCCUUAUGACCCUCACAGCGGAUAAGGAAAAACUCCCCAAAAAAAACCCUUUAACAGGGGAAAAAAAACCGGUAGAAACCUCAGGAAGAGCAACUGAGGAGGGAUCCCUCUUCCAGGACGGACAGACGUGCAGUAGAUGUCGUACAGAACAGAUCAGCAUAACAAAUUAACAGUAAUCCACAUGACACAAUGAGAGAGAGAGAGAGAGAGAGAGAGAGAGAGAGAUAUGUAGGUAAUGACAGUAGCUUACAACAACAUUGUUGAAAGUAAUAAUAUUAUAGUUAUAGUUCUGGCUACUGUGGUACAAUAUGUUGAAAGUAUGUAUUAAUAUCUGGCAGUAUACAUGUGUGACAAUAGUCAUAUGUGUAUAAUAACAGUAGAAGUAUGACUAAUGACUAAUGAUGGCAGCAGCAGCAGGAGGCAUCUGGCAGGACCACGGCAGUAGCACAACCACACACGUCACACUGUCCAGGCACUGUUGCGAUAUGAGUUAAUCUGAGAGACAGUGGAGCACAAAGGCUCCGGAGAAGAAGCCGAGUUAGUGACGUCCAGAAUGGCCGAGUUAGCAAGAUGCAGUAAAAGAAUACACACAAUUAAGUCUUCCUGACACUUAGUCAUUUUCUAUUAGCUCUUUGGUUGAUUUAUCUGCAUACUUCUUUUUCAGCAGAGAGUGAAGGCUCUGUGAAUAUAGUUUGUGUUUAAGUCUUCACUGUGGUCUUAUCAUGUGAGAUUUCUGUUAAGAUUUUAUAUUGAAUUAUAAUCUAAACUUGAAAAAUUAUGAAUUCAUUUCGUUUUCUUCACAGAUGAAGUUUUUACACCCCAAAAAAUCAAGAAAGGUUUGAAGGCAGCCAACACUGAGAAAUUCCUAAACCUGUUAUUCAAUGAGUUUGUCCUGAUUAGUUUUGGAUAAACUCUUCAGUUUGUUGAUGGGACAGAGGAAAGUUCAUGAGUAAUAAACUGGCAUUUGAAUGCAUCACCUGUAAAA